AUGACUCCAGCUACCACCCGGAACCGGAUGAACAUGCUAAAAGAGGCAUACCAACAGUGCCAAGACCUGGACGCGAAAAUCGUCGCCAUGGCGGAUCUACAAGCCAGAUCAACUCUUCAGUACUUCGUCGACAACCAUUUCGAAAGAUGUGAGGAGUGCUAUCAGGAGUCCCUGGACUACAUGUCGGAGAUCCUGGAUAAGACAUCCUCGACCCAGGAGACAGCAUCCGAGAAAGGGAAUCUUCAACCAGUGAAGCUACGCUCGCAAUCGUUGCUGCCUCAAAUCCAGCUGCCGUCUUUUGAUGGAACCUUCGAACAAUGGGAGAGUUUCCGAGAUAAGUUUCAAUCUAUAGUAAUUAAUGAUAAUUCUUUGUCAAAUGUUGAGCGUUUGCAUUUUCUUUGUUCCGCUUUAACCGGCGACGCAAAAAAAGCGGUUAAUCAUUUACCUACCACCGAUGCAAAUUUCGAGGUCGCGUGGCAGUUAGUUAAAAAUAGAUACGAAAACAAACGCCGGUUACUUUCGACCUAUUUAAAUAAUUUGUUUUCGUUACCGCAAGUGACCUCUGAAUCUGCGAAAGAGCUCCGCAGUUUACGCGAUCAGUUAAACGUUUCGAUACACGGUUUGAAAAAUUUGAAACGACCCGUCGAACAUUGGGACGACGUAAUUGUUUUCCUCGGUACACAAAAACUUGACCGUUCCUCCCGAAAGGCGUGGGAGUUACAAUUCGGUGAUACAUCAGAAUUGUCUACUUAUGUCGAAUUCGACAAGUUUUUGGAGUCUCGAGUUCGGGCUUUAGAGUCAAUGUCGCCAAUAAAAACCGAUAAACCGGAAAACGUAACUGUUAAAUCAAAACCGAAAACAAUUUCAACGAACACGUCUACCGUGUCGCCAAUUAUAUGUCCUCUCGCAUCCGAGUGCACUCAUUGCAGGGUCGAACAGUACAAGCACGCGCAUUAUUGGAUCAAGGGUCAGUCGCAACUCUAA
Molecule: messenger RNA, 984 nt
Organism: Osmia bicornis bicornis
Lineage: Eukaryota; Metazoa; Arthropoda; Insecta; Hymenoptera; Megachilidae
Exons: 2
Coding region: 1-984 (327 amino acids)
Source: RefSeq, a predicted model, not a curated record